GUUCUCAACACCUGUCAGAGUCAAGGCCCACGAAUUGGGCAGGAAAAUUUUGUAAAGGAAUUCGGUUUGGAGACGACCAUGGAACCACCCACCAAGUCAGACAUUGAAAGUCUUACAUAACAAGAUUGGAAAACGAUUUGGUUGCCAAAAGUGCCUUGAGUGUGCCUGCUGACUUUUAAUCCUGACCAAGUAGUGCCUUGGGAGAAAUCCCUGAUUAGAGAAGUCCACAAAUGUCGGGCCACUACCAACGCCAGAGCCUAGAGCUUCGGAGUCCGGACAGUGGAUCAAUAGAUGAUCCCAAUAGACGUUUGCGGAACCAUUCCGGAUCUUCUGCCAGCCAGCGCCGACGGCAACAGCGUGUGGCCCAGCAGCGGCAGGAUUCGUGGUUCCGACACUCAAUGCCGCCGGCCAUUGACCGGGAUUUCGAGUCACUGGAGCACCUAACCCCAAGGGUCUCGGCAGGCCUGGAUGAACAGCUGGCAGCCUCUGUCUCGCAUAGUGCCCAUAGUGGUGGCAGCGUGACGCUAUGUGGACCUACGGAUCAUUCCAGCAUCCACCUGAACAGUGCCAAUAGUAACCUCGGCUUCAUCGACUCGGACACGCCCAAUGCGCCGGUGACCCCGGUCUCUGGUCUCCAGCCUCCUGCUUCAGUAUCCACCUCGGUGGCAGGGACUUUGUCGUCACGUCGACGUUCGUCCAACCGCAAGGAUUCCAAAGGCUCCAUAUUAUCACGACAGAGCGGCAGGAGUAGGGUUUCUGUCCUGGCACAACGGGGUCUGCGAAUGACCGCCUCAUUCCUGCGAAGGAAGCGAACGGAGUACGAAGACGAUGAGGACUUCACCUCGUCCGCCGGCUACGAUGCAGAUGAUGGGGAGAGGCGUGUCAUAAACCUAAAUGGGCCACAGCCCACUAAGUACUGUAAUAAUCGCAUAACGACGGCAAAAUAUAGUUUCAUCAGCUUUUUGCCAGCGUUCCUGUUCGAGCAGUUUAGGCGGUAUUCCAACUGCUUUUUUCUGCUAAUUGCCAUGCUGCAACAAAUCCCGGAGGUGUCGCCUACGGGUCGUUACACCACGCUAGUGCCACUGAUGUUCAUCCUCUCGGUGAGCGCCAUCAAGGAGAUAAUCGAGGAUAUUAAACGACAUCGUGCGGAUAAUGAGAUCAAUCAUAGAUUAAUCGAACGCCUGGAUAGCGGCUCCUGGAGCACAGUUCGCUGGUCGGAGCUGAGUGUGGGCGAUAUCAUAAAAGUGGGAAUUAAUAGCUUCUUCCCCGCCGAUCUGAUACUCCUCUCGUCCAGUGAACCCCAGGCCAUGUGCUUCAUAGAGACGGCCAAUUUAGAUGGCGAGACCAACCUGAAGAUCCGACAGGCCCUUCCAGCCACCGCUGAACUGCUGGAAACGAAGGAUCUGCAGCGUUUAGAGGGUAGGAUCGAGUGUGAACUGCCCAAUAGGCAUUUAUACGAGUUCAAUGGUGUGCUUAAGGAGACCGGAAAGCCACCCGCUGCAUUGGGCAAUGAUCAGGUGCUGCAACGUGGUGCCAUUCUCCGGAAUACGGCUUGGGUGUUCGGAAUAGUCGUUUACUCCGGCCAAGAGACAAAGCUAAUGAAGAACUCUACCUCGGCGCCACUGAAGCGUUCCACCGUGGACAAGUUGACUAACACCCAGAUCCUCAUGCUCUUCAUGAUCCUCAUAUCGCUGUGCAUUGUCAGCGGUCUGUUCAACCUGUUCUGGACGCGAGAGCACUCGGAAACGGACUGGUACCUGGGCCUCACUGACUUCAAGACCAAGAGCCUUGGCUACAAUCUGCUGACCUUCUUCAUCCUCUAUAACAACCUGAUCCCCAUCUCACUACAGGUGACCCUUGAGCUAGUGCGUUUCCUGCAGGCCAUCUUCAUCAACUACGACAUCGAGAUGUAUCAUGAGCAAUCCAACACACCGGCUAUGGCCCGAACCUCGAACCUGAACGAGGAGCUGGGCAUGGUUAAGUACAUAUUCUCGGACAAGACGGGCACUCUAACGCAGAACGUAAUGGAGUUCAAGAAAUGCUCCAUUGCUGGAUAUGUCUACACACCAGAGCGGACGCCGGAGGAGUCACAGCUGGUGCAGAAUAUCCUCAGUCGCCAUCAGACGUCUGCCGUGAUCGAGGAGUUCCUGGAGCUGUUGUCUGUGUGCCAUACAGUGAUCCCUGAGCGGAAGGAAAACGACGAUAUAAUCUACCAUGCAGCUAGUCCGGAUGAGCGGGCGCUGGUAGAAGGUGCUCAGAGAUUUGGCUACAUCUUCGACACGAGAACCCCGAAGUACGUGGAGAUCAAUGCACUGGGCGUACGGAAGAGAUACGAGGUGCUGAACGUACUGGAGUUCACAUCGUCGCGCAAGCGCAUGUCACUAAUUGUUCGGACUCCGGAUAACAAGAUCAAGUUAUUCUGCAAGGGAGCGGAUACGGUCAUCUACGAGAGGUUGGCUCCCCAGGGGCAAGCCUUCCGAGAACAGACGUUGCGUCAUUUGGAGGAGUUUGCCUCGGAUGGUUUGAGGACCCUUUGCUUGGCGGUGGCCGACAUUCGGCCGGAUGUGUACCAAGAGUGGAGCCAGACCUUCGACAAAGCCUCGGUGGCUCUGCAGAAUCGGGAGAGUAAACUGGAAGAUGCGGCCAAUCUGAUUGAAAACAAUCUCCGCCUGCUAGGCGCUACAGCCAUUGAGGAUCGCCUGCAGGAUGGUGUGCCCGAAACGAUUGCUGCCCUUCUGGAUGCCGGUAUCUAUAUCUGGGUUCUUACUGGCGACAAGCAAGAGACCGCCAUCAAUAUUGGUUACUCCUGUCGCCUCAUUAACCACUCAAUGGAAAUCAUUGUCCUCAAUGAGGAGAGUCUUGAUGCCACCCGCGAAGAUAUCCAUCGUCACUAUGGAGGUUUUAAGAGUACAUCGGCGAAGGAUGCAAAUGUGGCACUAGUCAUCGAUGGAACCACCUUAAAGUACGCCCUUAGCUGUGAUCUGCGCAAUGAUUUCCAGGAUCUGUGCCUUCUAUGCCGCGUGGUCAUCUGCUGUCGGGUUUCCCCAAUGCAGAAGGCUGAGGUGGUCGAGAUGGUUACCCAGAGUACGAAUGCGGUGACCCUGGCCAUUGGUGAUGGUGCCAACGACGUGGCCAUGAUCCAGAAGGCAAAUGUGGGUAUUGGUAUAUCUGGAGUAGAAGGUCUGCAGGCGGCCUGCGCCUCGGACUACUCUAUUGCCCAGUUUCGUUAUUUGCAACGCUUGUUGUUAGUCCACGGUGCUUGGAACUAUGCUCGGAUAUCCAAGCUGAUCUUGUAUAGCUUCUACAAGAACGUGUGCCUGUACGUGAUCGAGCUAUGGUUUGCCAUUUAUUCCGGCUGGUCAGGUCAAAUCAUCUUCGAACGCUGGACCAUCGGCCUGUAUAAUGUUCUCUUUACGGCUAUGCCCCCGUUUGCCAUGGGACUCUUCGAGAAAUUCUGCACUGCAGAUACGAUGCUUCGGUACCCGAUGCUUUACAAAACAUCGCAGAACGCGAAGCUCUUCAAUGUGAAGGUGUUCUGGAUCUGGAUAUUCAAUGCCCUGCUACACUCCGUGUUUCUCUUCUGGCUGCCAUUGGCGGCCUACUCGAAUGAGGCGAUAUGGGGUGAUGGCAAGACCAGUGAUUAUCUGUUUAUGGGCAAUCUAGUGUACACGUAUGUCAUUGUAACAGUUUGCCUGAAGGCUGGACUUAUUACUAAUUCAUGGACUUGGCUAACUCAUCUAGCCAUUUGGGGCUCGAUAGCUAUGUGGUUCAUGUUCCUGUUGAUCUAUAGCCAUGUGUGGCCAACGUUCAAGUUUGCUAGCAACUUCCGCGGCAUGGACAUCCAGUUGCUAUCGUCGCCCGUAUUCUACUUCUGCUUGAUACUGGUGCCCAUAACCACGCUGCUGAUCGAUGUGAUCUGUAAACUAAUACAUAAUACUGUGUUUAAGACACUAACGGAGGCUGUUCGCGAGACCGAGAUCCGACGCAGCGACAUCUCCGAAGUGAUGAACGAACCGCGAUCUUCAUUAACGGAAACGGCCCGGCUGCUACGUAAUGUCUUUAUCCGUCGUGCCAACACAAGAGUCGAAACGGAUCUCGAGCUAUCGCAUGGCUAUGCAUUUUCCCAGGAGGAGGGCGGAGCUGUGCCGCAGUCAAUCAUUAUACGUUCUUAUGAUACAAAUCUGCCAAAGCCCGAGGGAAACUAAACCGGAAGUUGCUGGCCGUUACGGAUCUAACGGAGCACAUGUGUAUAUAGGAAAAACCCGCUAAGAACAACGUUCAACAUUUAGAUUUCUAUAUUGGUAUUUAGAAUUCAACAAAUCAGAGCACAUUUCUGGUAGGCCAAAAUAGCAGAAACCCAUCACAUUUAUUCUCUAUGUGUCUUACGCUUGCAGUAAUCCGAACAUAUUUCUUAGAAGCCACACAUAUAAGUUUAUCUAACUUUGCUGUUAUUUAUUUUUUAAGAUCGCGAAACUAAAAAAAAGGAAACAUAACACAUAUUUAAGAGGCUAAAGUUCGGUUUUUUUUUCGUAUCUGUCCAUGGCGCUGCUUUGUGAUACGGAUACAGACUUGCAUUCUUUUUUAAAGUGUAUCUCUAAGUAAACUGUAAACAUUUGUACCUACAUAUAUGCAUUACAUAAUUGUGAAUUUCAAAAACAAACUUAUUGAUGUCGGCUAAGACUCUGUAUUUUUCGGUCACCGAACCGAUGAUAUUCAAAGAAAAUAAAUCAUAUUUCUCGUA
Messenger RNA from Drosophila eugracilis, 4741 nucleotides. It is a transcript of the gene ATP8A, whose product is annotated as probable phospholipid-transporting ATPase IA. Gene Ontology annotation, biological process: phospholipid translocation. Gene Ontology annotation, molecular function: ATP hydrolysis activity; ATPase-coupled intramembrane lipid carrier activity; ATP binding. Gene Ontology annotation, cellular component: plasma membrane. The record is from RefSeq and is a predicted model, not a curated record. Lineage: Eukaryota; Metazoa; Arthropoda; Insecta; Diptera; Drosophilidae.